This is a messenger RNA of Zymoseptoria tritici IPO323, 3024 nucleotides long. It is a transcript of the gene MgATC1, whose product is annotated as putative acid trehalase. Gene Ontology annotation, cellular component: fungal-type cell wall. The transcript has a single exon. Gene Ontology annotation, molecular function: alpha,alpha-trehalase activity; carbohydrate binding. NCBI's taxonomy places the organism in Eukaryota, Fungi, Ascomycota, Dothideomycetes, Mycosphaerellales, Mycosphaerellaceae. The record is from RefSeq and is a predicted model, not a curated record. Gene Ontology annotation, biological process: trehalose catabolic process. The coding region runs from base 1 to 3024 and encodes 1007 amino acids.
AUGCUCGCCCUCACCCUCGCUGCGCUCUUCAGCGCCGCUUCCGCGACCAUCUACAACACCCGCUUCAAUGGCACAACCUGGGACGACUCCGCUUGGCGCAUCACCACCACCCACCUCGAUCCGCACCACUACCAAUCCCGCAUGUCCCUCGCCAACGGCUACCUGGGAAUCAACCUCGCCGCCAUUGGUCCCUUCUUCGACGUCGACGAUCCGGUGAAUGGAGAUAACAUCAAUGGCUGGCCGUUGUUUGAUCGGCGGCAGAGUUUUGCGACGAUCGCCGGGUUUUGGGAUUCCCAGCCGGAGACGAAUGGCACGAAUUUUGGGUGGUUGAAUCAGUAUGGUGGGGAGAGUGUGAUUUCGGGGGUGCCGCAUUGGGGUGGGUUGGUGGUUGUGGCUGGGGAGAGUGUGUUGGAUGCGAAUGUGAGGGAGGAGGAGGUGAGUGGGUUUAGCUCGACGCUGGAUGUGAGGAGGGGUGUGAUGGAGUGGAGUUUCACCUGGACGCCGAGCGGUGGGGUGCCUAUUGGAGUGCAGUAUGAGAUGUUGGUGCAUAAGUUGUUGGUCAAUGUCGGGUUGGUGAGGGUACAGCUUACGGCGGAAAGGGACGUCAAUGUUACGGUGGUGGAUGUGUUGGAUGGAGAUUGUGCGGUACGGACGCAGUUUGUGGGCAAGGAGUACCAUUCUGACCGACCGAUGAUCCACUCUGGUGUGAGUCCUGAUGGGCUGAGCAAUGUUACGGCGUACAUUGCUUCGACGCUGGUUGGAGACGAUUCGUGCAAUGCGACCAGUCGGAGACUGUUCGAUACGGAGUCUGUGACUGGAAGUAACAGCUCUACGAUUGCGCAGGCUAUGGAUGUGGCUUUGACGGGAGGCAAGACGUCUACCAUCACGAAGCACAUCGGCGGAGCUUCGAGCGAUGCCUUCACGGACCCCAAGGAGACCGCCUUGAACGCUUCCGCGAGCGCCGCCACCACCGGAUAUGAGUGUCUCUACGAGUCUCAUGUGCAGGAAUGGAAGACUGUCAUGCCAGAGGACAGCGUGGAUGACUUCAGAGAUACUGGUGGAUCUCUCGCUUUCGACGCAGAUGUCCUGGAGCUUCAAAUCACAGCUAUCACGAACCCCUUCCAGCUUUUACAGAACACCGUCAGUGCCAACGCAAUCAUGGCUGCCAACAACACAACACGACUUGAUGUCAACAGCAUCAGCGUCUGCGGUCUAGGUGGCUCCUGCUAUGCCGGUCUCGUCUUCUGGGACACCGAAGUCUGGAUGCAGCCCGGCCUCGUCGUCUCCUUCCCGCAAGCUGCGAAACAGAUUGCUCGCUAUCGAGUUGAUCGAUACGCCCAAGCUCAGGCUAACGUCCUGACUGCGUACCAGUCGAGCCAGAAUGAGACGGGAAAGUUUUCGCCUGAGGGCGCCGCAUACUCUUGGACCAGUGGUCGCUUGGGUAAUUGCACGGGAACCGGACCUUGCUUCGACUAUCAGUACCACCUCAACGGCGACAUUGCGCUGGAGUUUCAGAACUACUGGGUCGUUACUGGCGACACGGAGUACUUCAAGGAGGAACUGUUCCCCAUCUACGACUCCAUUGCUCAAUUCUACGCCGAUCUGGUCACUUUCAACGAAACGACGGGACUGUAUGAGCUGUACAACGCAACUGAUCCGGACGAAUACGCCAACUUCCAAACAAAUGUGGGCUUUACCAUGGUUUUGAUGUCAAGCCAUCUCAACAGCACGAAUGAUUUUCGACAGCGGUUCGGCAUGGAAGCCAACGAGACGUGGGCGAACAUAUCCUCGCUCAUCACAAUUCCGGUGUCUGAGCAAGCGAACAUCAUCUUGGAGUAUGCGAGCCAGAACGGCAGUAUCACUGUCAAGCAGGCGGAUAUCGUCCUGAUCGACGACUUCCUCCAAUACCCAAACCCAUACUCGCUCAGCAACCUCGACUACUACGCCGCCGCCCAAUCUGCCGAUGGACCAGCCAUGACUUACGGAGUCUUCAGCAUCGUAGCCAAUAGAGAAAGUCCCUCCGGCUGCGCAUCAUACACCUACGACCUCUACGGCUCUCAGCCCUACACCCGCGGUCCAUGGUUCCAAUUUAGCGAGCAACUCAUCGACGACUGGACCUUAAACGGAGGCACCCACCCCGCCUUCCCCUUCCUGACAGGCGUCGGAGGCGCCAACCGAGUCGCUGUAUUCGGCUACCUGGGUCUCCGCCUGACCCCAGAACACCUCAACAUCGACCCCUCCCUCCCACCACAGAUCCCCAAUCUGACCUACCGCACAAUCUACUGGCAAGGCUGGCCCAUCAAAGCCGUCUCCAACUCGACGCACACCACUCUAACUCGGCUCUCCGCCCCUCUCGAAAAUGCCAACACCACUUUCACCAACAGCCCCAUCCCGGUCACGAUCUCCCUCGAAGGCACAGAGGUCUACUCCCUUCACCCGAACGACACACUCACGGUCCCCAACCGGCAAAUUGGCGAAACGAAAACCGAUCCGGGUAAUAUCGCCCAGUGCCGCCCCGUCUCUUCUGAUACCGACUACGUCCCGGGUCAAUUCCCUCUCUCGGCCGUCGACGGCGCCGUCAGCACAGUCUGGCAACCUCUCUACUCCAAUACCACCUCUUCCCUCACCGUCGAACUCCCCCAACCCUUCGUACCCAUCAGCGCGAUCCACUUCGACUGGGCGCAAGCUCCUCCCACGUACUACGCCGUGACAUUCCACAACCUUUCCGACACCACGUCCGUGCCGGCGGUCAAUGUGACAUCCAGCGACAAUGUGAAGAUUAGCGAUCCCUUCAACGUGGAGAACGAGUUUGUAAUCCGGCCGUAUAUGAGCAAUACCACGAAUGUCACACUGCCGGAGCCGGUUUGGAGUGCGCGAUUUGCGACGUUGGAGAUUCGGGGGAACCAGGCGCAAUCGGGGACGCAGAACGAAAAGAACGGAACGGGGGCGACGGUGGCGGAGUGGGGACUUAUUGCGAGUGGAGGGGAGGAGGUGAUGAGGCGAGGGGUGAAGAGGAUGCUUUAA